GGAGAGAUUUGCAUAGAACCUCACUUCCUGGUGGAGAGCUGGGCUUGACUCAGCAAUUUAUUACCUGGCUGCGAAGGAGGAAAGGCCCCAAGGAGAGGCCUGAGGAGGAGAGCCCCACAGCAAGUGGGCAAGCAGGCCCUUCUCUCUGCUCAGGGCUGCUAUUUCCAUUUGGUAUAUAUUUUCUUUGGAAUAUCGAAAUGACCUCCUUCACAGGUUCUGUAAAUGGUCGAAGUAUACCAGUUGAAGUUGAUGAAACUGGAGAUUGGUCCUCAUUUCCAGAACAUUCUGCAGAGGAGAGUUUGGAUCCUUCUGAUGAAAAUAUAGAGAACUUGGUGCCCGUGGGAUCUUACUCAUCUUCUCAUGGAUUGGCUGGGCAGUCAGGUUUUUACAAGCAUCAUAGUGAUUCAGAUAAUAAUAAUACUGUAUUGGAGGCACAUGACCAAAAUUUCCAGCAAAAAUUUCAGGAUUCUAGAAGGGAGCUAUUUACUGGUCCAUCCUGUGAGUCAACAGCCUCAUCAAGACUUAAUCUUUUAUCUGCAAACACAACAAACCAACUGCUGAGGUCUCAACCUUCAACUGUUAGUCCUGAUACUGGACAAAAUUCUGAUAGCUUGCACAGAAGUUCAUCUGAUCUCUCCCAAAGUUCACUUGGAGAAAGUCAUGAUAGUGUGGAAUCAAGCCAGGUUCAGAGUAACAGAACAUCACUGGACCUACAAACAGAAGAUGCUGGAUAUGAUUCCCAACCUCUGGAUGUUAUGGGCAUUCGACAGCUAGAACCUCCAUUGCCACUUACAUCUCUCUUUAACCUGCAGGAUCUCCCCAGGCCUCUGAUGUCCAGAGAGUUUCCACGGGUGGACCCCAGACCAUACCCUGUGCUCCCACAAAUACCCCGACCUCCAAUUUCCCCACAAGCUCAGUGGCAUCCUAGAUACUACAUCCCUGAUGAUGUAUACUGCCAGAAUCCAUAUGGGAAAACACCUCAACACCAUUUUGCAAACCUACCUCAGCAACAACAUCCUAUGCCUGGCCCUUGUGUACCUGCUCGGCAAGUAAUCCCAAAUUACUCCAGUCCAUAUGUCCUCAAAUGCAAUGAAGAAAAACUCCCACAAAGACAAAUCCCUUCAGCAGAACGUCUAAGAUUCCAUGGCCAGUUUCAGAACCAGAUAGUUGAUGGAAGACUAUCAUCCAAGUCUUACGGUGCCCAUGAGGAUCUGUAUAGGUGCCCUCCUGAUUCUGUGGCUCAAGCCAACAUCCCGCCAUGUCCAGUUGCCAUCCCAGGACCUCUAAGAAAUUUUGAAGUGAGGGGGACACUGAAGACAAGUAAUUUGCCAGAAGAGCUGCGUAAAGUCUUUAUAACCUAUUCUGUGGAUGCAGCUGUGGAAGUCAUGAAAUUUGUGAACUUUUUGUUUGUAAAUGGAUUUCAGACUGCUAUUGAUAUAUUUGAGGACACAGUUCGAGGAAUCGACAUUAUCAAGUGGAUGGAACGCUACCUAAGUGAUAAGACAGUGAUGAUCAUCAUAGCAAUCAGUCCAAAAUACAAACAGGAUGUAGAAGGGGCUGAAUCCCAGCUGGACAGGGAUGAACAUGGCUUACAUACUAAAUACAUUCACAGGAUGAUGCAGAUUGAGUUCAUACAGCAAGGAAGCAUGAACUUUAGAUUCAUUCCUGUGCUUUUUCCCAAUGCAAAAAAGGAACAUGUACCUACUUGGCUUCAGAACACUCACAUCUACAGUUGGCCCCAAAACAAAAAGAACAUUCUGCUGCGGUUGCUGAGAGAAGAGGAGUAUGUUGCUCCUCCAAUAGGACCUUUGCCCACUCUCCAGGUUGUGCCAUUAUGAAUGUAUUUUCAAGUGCAUAGGAAACAAUUGUUAUAUGACUCUUUUGGCCACCAGCCAAGAUUUUUCCGGCUUUGCUUUUUAGGUGAUGAAAAGCAUAUGCACACUCACUCUUUCCCCCGCCAAUAGAAUUGUCUUGGGAUAAUGCAAGCCCAUGUGUUUGCUUUUAUGCUGAAUGUUUCCUUCUGCAAAUGAUCAGGCACACUGUUUCUCUGUCAGUGUUUAAACAAACUGCAAAUGGAAAGAAUGUCCCCAUCAUUUUCUCUUCUGUUUCUGGCAACUUACUUUUUAAGGCUGUGGCAGGGCAAGUAAGCAGUAUAAAUGAUGCUGAAAUAAGCAAAACAUUUGCCUACCCUGCCUUGCUCAGAGUUCCUUUUGUUAUCUGCCAGAUGUUAUUGCAUUGUGCGAUAGUCUCUCACAGUCAUUUUGUGUACACAAUAAAAGUGUUGUCUUUCCUA
Messenger RNA from Sceloporus undulatus (fence lizard), 2293 nucleotides. RefSeq names its product TRAF3 interacting protein 2 (gene TRAF3IP2). The record is from RefSeq and is a predicted model, not a curated record. Lineage: Eukaryota; Metazoa; Chordata; Lepidosauria; Squamata; Phrynosomatidae. Gene Ontology annotation, biological process: humoral immune response; positive regulation of canonical NF-kappaB signal transduction. The transcript has 10 exons. The coding region runs from base 198 to 1838 and encodes 546 amino acids.